AUGUAUCACCAGCAAGAACAUAUAGGGGAAAUGUAUCACCAGCUAGAACAUAUAGGGGAAAUGUAUCACCAGCUAGAACAUAUAGGGGAAAUGUAUUACCAGCUAGAACAUAUAGGGGAAAUGUAUCACCAGCUAGAAUAUAUAGGGGAAAUGUAUCACCAGCUACAACAUAUAGGGGAAAUGUAUCACCAGCUACAACAUAUAGGGGGAAUGUAUCACCAGCUACAACAUAUAGGGGAAAUGUAUCACCAGCUACAACAUAUAGGGGAAAUGUAUCACCAGCUACAACAUAUAGGGGAAAUGUAUCACCAGCUACAACAUAUAGGGGAAAUGUAUCACCAGCUAGAACAUAUAGGAGAAAUGUAUCACCAGCUAGAACAUAUAGGAGAAAUGUAUCACCAGCUAGAACAUAUAGGAGAAAUGUAUCACCAGCUACAACAUAUAGGGGAAAUGUAUCACCAGCUACAACAUAUAGGGGGAAUGUAUCACCAGCUACAACAUAUAGGGGAAAUGUAUCACCAGCUACAACAUAUAGGGGAAAUGUAUCACCAGCUAGAACAUAUAGGGGAAAUGUAUUACCAGCUAGGACAUAUAGGGGAAAUGUAUCACCAGCUACAACAUACAGGAGAAAUGUAUCACCAGCUAGAACAUAUAGGAGAAAUGUAUCACCAGCUACAACAUAUAGGGGAAAUGUAUCACCAGCUACAACAUAUAGGGGGAAUGUAUCACCAGCUACAACAUAUAGGGCAAAUGUAUCACCAGCUACAACAUAUAGGGGAAAUGUAUCACCAGCUAGAACAUAUAGGGGAAAUGUAUUACCAGCUACAACAUAUAGGGGAAAUGUAUCACCAGCUACAACAUAUAGGGGAAAUGUAUCACCAGCUACAACAUAUAGGGGAAAUGUAUCACCAGCUAGAACAUAUAGGAGAAAUGUAUCACCAGCUAGAACAUAUAGGGGAAAUGUAUCACCAGCUACAACAUAUAGGGGAAAUGUAUCACCAGCUAGAACAUAUAGGGGAAAUGUAUUACCAGCUAGGACAUAUAGGGGAAAUGUAUCACCAGCUACAACAUAUAGGGGAAAUGUAUCACCAGCUACAACAUAUAGGGGAAAUGUAUCACCAGCUACAACAUAUAGGGGAAAUGUAUCACCAGCUACAACAUAUAGGGGAAAUGUAUCACCAGCUAGAACAUAUAGGAGAAAUGUAUCACCAGCUAGAACAUAUAGGAGAAAUGUAUCACCAGCUAGAACAUAUAGGAGAAAUGUAUCACCAGCUACAACAUAUAGGGGAAAUGUAUCACCAGCUACAACAUAUAGGGGGAAUGUAUCACCAGCUACAACAUAUAGGGGAAAUGUAUCACCAGCUACAACAUAUAGGGGAAAUGUAUCACCAGCUAGAACAUAUAGGGGAAAUGUAUUACCAGCUAGGACAUAUAGGGGAAAUGUAUCACCAGCUACAACAUACAGGAGAAAUGUAUCACCAGCUAGAACAUAUAGGAGAAAUGUAUCACCAGCUACAACAUAUAGGGGAAAUGUAUCACCAGCUACAACAUAUAGGGGGAAUGUAUCACCAGCUACAACAUAUAGGGCAAAUGUAUCACCAGCUACAACAUAUAGGGGAAAUGUAUCACCAGCUAGAACAUAUAGGGGAAAUGUAUUACCAGCUACAACAUAUAGGGGAAAUGUAUCACCAGCUACAACAUAUAGGGGAAAUGUAUCACCAGCUACAACAUAUAGGGGAAAUGUAUCACCAGCUAGAACAUAUAGGAGAAAUGUAUCACCAGCUAGAACAUAUAGGGGAAAUGUAUCACCAGCUACAACAUAUAGGGGAAAUGUAUCACCAGCUAGAACAUAUAGGGGAAAUGUAUUACCAGCUAGGACAUAUAGGGGAAAUGUAUCACCAGCUACAACAUAUAGGGGAAAUGUAUCACCAGCUACAACAUAUAGGGGGAAUGUAUCACCAGCUAGAACAUAUAGGGCAAAUGUAUCACCAGCUACAACAUAUAGGGGAAAUGUAUCACCAGCUAGAACAUAAAGGGGAAAUGUAUUACCAGCUACAACAUAUAGGGGAAAUGUAUCACCAGCUACAACAUAUAGGGGAAAUGUAUCACCAGCUACAACAUAUAGGGGAAAUGUAUCACCAGCUAGAACAUAUAGGAGAAAUGUAUCACCAGCUAGAACAUAUAGGGGAAAUGUAUCACCAGCUACAACAUAUAGGGGAAAUGUAUCACCAGCUAGAACAUAUAGGGGAAAUGUAUUACCAGCUAGGACAUAUAGGGGAAAUGUAUCACCAGCUACAACAUAUAGGGGAAAUGUAUCACCAGCUACAACAUAUAGGGGGAAUGUAUCACCAGCUAGAACAUAUAGGGGAAAUGUAUGACCAGCUACAACAUAUAGGGGAAAUGUAUCACCAGCUAGAACAUAUAGGGGAAAUGUAUCACCAGCUAGAACAUAUAGGAGAAAUGUAUCACCAGCUAGAACAUAUAGGGGAAAUGUAUCACCAGCUACAACAUAUACGGGAAUUUAUUACCUGCAAAAUUGCGCUUACAUGUUUUUACUUUGCGCAUUGA
Messenger RNA from Hyla sarda, 2568 nucleotides. Its product is annotated as involucrin-like. The coding region runs from base 1 to 2568 and encodes 855 amino acids. Lineage: Eukaryota; Metazoa; Chordata; Amphibia; Anura; Hylidae. The transcript has a single exon. The record is from RefSeq and is a predicted model, not a curated record.